Eruca vesicaria subsp. sativa (arugula) is the source of this 699-nucleotide messenger RNA. Lineage: Eukaryota; Viridiplantae; Streptophyta; Magnoliopsida; Brassicales; Brassicaceae. The record is from the annotation of a GenBank genome assembly.
AUGGUGAUCAAGGGAUACGACACCUCCCCUCCUAUUCCACCUCCUACUCAGGUUGUCAAAGUUGCUGAUGCAGACAGCAGCAGCAGAUUUGGAUGCAAGGGAAUCAUGUAUCCUCCUUCUCGUAGGGAGGUUGUCGAGGAGGCUCUGAGAAAACACUUCUUCGCAUCAUUUGGAAUAACGUUAAUACAUGUUUUUGUUCCCCAAGUAGACGACAGUGAUAUUCUCUGCAGUCACGGCUUAAUCUAUGUCAAUGAAGAAUGUGAAGCAGAGGCUUUGCAGCUUGAUGGAAGUGACAUGGGAGGAGGCCGUAUUUUACAAAUUACGGCUUACCCUUUUGCCGACCAUCACCUUGACCAUGUCUUUGCUCAGACCAAAGGCAUAGACCAGUUCCUACAGCGCACGUUGGAAGUUUCAGGAUUUGAUACUUCCCUUGCUAGCAAGGAUGAUAUCAAGGAGAUGGUACGUGGGCUGUUCGGUACAUCGGGUUGUUUUGUUCUUGGCAACGGGUGUGUUCUCCUGUAUCUCCGUGGUCAAGAUAAUAUUGACAAUGCUCUGAAACUUAGCGGAGUUUCUGUGAGAGGCUUUAAAAUUGCAGUUGAUAUGGUCCUUCCAAUAGACAGCAUCGACGUUGGCAUACCUCGCCCAGUGUGGUUGCCUCCAGCUCAGGGAAAUAAGAAGACGAUCAUGGCUACUGACUAG